CAGGGUGUCUAGCUACCGGGAAAACAGGGAAAAUUCAGGGAAUUUUUUGCCACCGGGAAAAGUCAGGAAAUUGUCAGGGAAUUCGUCAAUCAAGCGAGACAAGUCAGGGAAAACCGUCUUGGGGCCUGCCCACACUACUAAUGACUCGCACAGCCGAUCGCUUUGGACGAAACGCUAGCGUCAGGGCAAUGAAAUUUCCAUAGAAGGACGAUAGGAAGUGCCCAAAUUCCUCGCUCAGGCUGCUUUUUUUUUUUUGUAGCAAAUCUCGAAGGCGAUGCAUUUUGGUCGCGAAUCUUAAAGGCGAUGCAUUUUGGUCGCGGAUAUUGAAGGCAAUGCUUUCUUACGACGUCAGGAGCCAGAAUUACAUAAUCGAAGUGGAACACGGCAUGUUUUCGGCGUCACCUAUGUUUGCGCCAUCGUUUGCACGCUGUGACCUCUAAUAAAAUUAGUUUGCGCGUUCUGGCUGCAGAGGCAGGGUAACGUAGCAUAUCGAGCCGAGCCACGACAAGCCGCACGCAAUAAAUCCAACAUGGCGACGUCCCUUUGUUGUACAGUGCGACUAGGCUCUACUACGACUGAGACUGUGCGAAUUGUUAGCUUAGCGUUUUCGCGGACGUUUUCCCGGACGUUUUCCCGGAGUUCCUGCGUAGUGCGAACUGUGGUGUGCGGCGGUGUCGGCGAUUAGGUGCUUCUAUGAUUUGAGGUGAACAUAUCCGUAUAUUUCUGUGACAUAUUCCGGAGAGAAGAAAUCCGUCGGACCUGCAGCAUUUCUGACGCAAGUAUCAGUGUCGCGCGCCGCAAAAUAUUUUCCUUCGAAGAUGUCAGGAGGCAAGAAGUGUUCCUUUAAUUCGGACUGGGCGAACCCAAGUGUCUCCGACUAUGCAAGUUGGAUUAGGCCUGUAGAAAAUGAUCCGCACCAAGCCAUGUGUACAGUUUGACGGAAAACGUUUUUGCUGAGCAACAUGGGUCACAGAGCUGUUUCAAGUCAUGCCUCUAGCAAGAAGCACAUUGCUGCAUUGAAUUUUCUGAAAAGUGCUUCCCAGCCAAAGCUAUUAUCAUUUUUUAAGAGCCCGACGGACGUCUCGCCUAGCAGUAGCGCUGGAUCUGCGCCUGCUGCUACCGAAGUUGCAGUGACUACAGCUCCUGUUCAAGUGUCAGUGGGUGGUUUUUUGUUUAAGAACAACGUGACUAAAGCAGAAAUAAUUUGGUGUCUCAAUACCAUAAUGACACAUGGAUCCUUUCGUUCUGCGGCACUUUUCCCACUGAUGUUUCCCACUUCUGAGGUGGCUGCAAAAAUUCAGCUGGGUAAAGACAAGGUAGGCUACACCAUUUGCCAUGGCAUUGCGCCGUACUUUCGCAAUAUGUUGGUGUCGAGCCUCGUCAAUGUGCCUUACCUGGUAGUUUGUUUCGACGAGGCGCUGAACAAGGUCACCCAGAAACAGCAAAUGGAUGUUCUCAUCAGGUACUGGGACGCUGCUGACGACAGCGUGAAGACUCGCUACCUGACGUCUUGUUUCUUGGGUCACACGUGCGCUGAAGACUUGGCGUCAGCUUUUCGAAAAGCGGUGCAGGAAAUCAAAGGAUCGAAAAUCCUGCAAGUGUCCAUGGACGGGCCAAAUGUCAAUUUUAAGUUUUUGAGGUCUCUGAAGGAAGAGCUUCGCGAGUCGGAUGAGAGCCAUAUCCUCGACAUAGGAAGCUGUGGCCUCCAUGUAAUCAAUGGUGCUUAUAAAGCUGGCCACGUUGCAUCUGGCUGGGAUUUAAUAUCCUUUCUUCGAAGCGCCUACAACCUCUUCAAAUGUGUUCCUGCACGUCGUGCUGACUUCGUCAGCCUCACGGGGUGCUCGAAAUUUCCCCUGAAGUUCUGUGCGGUGAGGUGGCUGGAAAACAGUACUGUAAUCUGUAGGGCACUGGAGAUUCUGCCACACCUCAUUGUAUUUGUGCUGCAGUGUAAAGAAAAAGCACACAAGAGGCCAACGUGCUCAAGCUACAAAGUGGUCGAAGAGGCUGUGUCUGACCAGGUCUUGUCAGCAAAGCUAGCCUUUGCUCUUUCUAUUGCUGAGGAAUUGGAACCCUUUCUGCGUGAAUUUCAGACGGAUAAACCGAUGGUUCCAUUCCUAUCAGCAGCACUAGAGAGCAUUCUACGUUCACUGCUGUCGAGAAUUGUAAAACGGGAAGUUCUCUAUGCUGCCGACACGAUCGCCAAGUUGAUGAAGAUAGACGUAAGCAUACCAGAAAAUGCAAUAAAUGUAGCUGCAUUCGACCUUGGGUUUUCGGCAAAAAACGAGCUCCGCAAGAAGAAGAAGUUGUCACAGCUUGCAAUAAUGAAUUUAAAGAAAUGCUGCAUAUCAUUUGUCAAGGCUUGUGCACAGAAAGUGGUGGAGAGAUCGCCCCUUAAGUACAAAUUGGCCGUGGGUGCAGGCUGUUUGGACCCUGUCUGUGCAUUGUCUUUGGAGGCUGGCCCCAGGCGGCUUACGCUGGCACUUGAAGUACUUUCCGAGCACCACUGGAUGACUGGCUUGCAAGCAGAGCGAGCCCAUCGCUCCUACGUGAAGGUGUGCUCAGAAAGCACUACACAGACACAGCUGUCAAAUUUUGACAGGAAGCAACAGAGGCUGGAUACUCUGUGGACAAGCAUAUGUUCCCAGGAUCACAAGGAGCUGCAGCUCUUUGUGAAACUUGUCUUGUGCUUAUCUCACGGCAACGCUGCGGUAGAGAGAGGCUUUUCUGUCAACAAGGAGUGCCUUGUUGAGAAUUUGAAAGAAGAUUCUCUUGUGGCACAGAGAGUAGUGCAUGAUGCAGUCUUGGCAGCAGGUGGCGUCGCUGAAGUAGACAUCACUGACAGGAUGGUGAAGACAGUUCGCAGUGCCUACAGUGUCUACAGGGAGCAGCUGCAAACAAAGAAGAGAGAGCGAGAUGAAACAACUGAAUCGGAGAAGAAGAAAAAGAGAGCAGCAGCUCUGAUUAAAGAGCUACAAGAAAAAAAGCAAAGGCUGCUCAGUGAAGCGCAACUUGAAGCUUCUAUUCUUCAGGACGAAAUAAACUCCCUCAAACCCUAAUUGAAGUGCAUUUCGAGAAUGAGGGCAGUUGCAAUAAAUAUUUUUUCCUCUACAAUGAAA
This is a messenger RNA of Dermacentor silvarum, 3116 nucleotides long. RefSeq lists its product as uncharacterized. The record is from RefSeq and is a predicted model, not a curated record. The transcript has a single exon. The coding region runs from base 963 to 3056 and encodes 697 amino acids. NCBI's taxonomy places the organism in Eukaryota, Metazoa, Arthropoda, Arachnida, Ixodida, Ixodidae.